CCUCUCCCACCCCUGUCCCCUGUCCCAUUCAGCGCUGAGUAACUGUUCUUGGAAAUCGCCGGCGCUUUGUGUCUCUCACUCCCUGUCGAGCGCACUCGCCAUUGGCCGAGAGAGGAUGCCGGCUUCCCUCAUUGGGCGCCGGCCUCCCUCUCGCCUGGCUCCCCACACCCGUGGAAAUCCCCACCCCGCGAGUUAAAUAUUCCGAGCCGCUUACUUCUGCACUCCAGUCUGCGACGCGUCUCAGCCGGAGGGAACACGGGGACGGCCGCCAAGGAAAGACCCUUUUCGGUUUUGUUUGAAAGAAAGCAAGCCCACAGACAGCGAUGUGCCCUCGAAGCGAGUGAGAAGAAUACAAAAAAGUUCUUCGCUUUCCAAGGCACGGCGGAGGUUUUAAACUCCAGCGCCAAGAAUAAGACCCCCCCCCCCCCCUAGAAAAAGCGACGCUUUUGAAUUCUGCGAGGCAGACGCCGAAGACACAAAGGCAGCCAGGGAACAUGGUUUCUGCGGGACUGGAGAUACUCGGCCUGGGGCUGUGCAUCGUGGGCUCGCUGCUGGUGAUGGUGGCGUGCGGGCUGCCCAUGUGGAAGGUCUCGGCCUUCAUCGACAGCAACAUCGUGGUGGCCCAGACCAUCUGGGACGGGCUGUGGAUGACCUGCGUGGUGCAGAGCACGGGCCAGAUGCAGUGCAAGGUGCACGACUCCGUGCUGGCGCUCUCGCAGGACCUGCAGACGGCCCGCGCCCUCACCAUCAUCUCCUCGGUGAUGGGCGUGCUGGGGCUCAUGGUGACCAUCGCGGGCGCGCAGUGCACCAACUGCAUCAAGGGCGAGGAGGUGAAAGCUCGCGUAGUGAACGCCGGCGGGGUGAUCUACAUCAUCAGCGGCCUGUUCGUGCUGGUGCCCCUGUGCUGGAUGGCCAACAAAAUCAUCGUGGACUUCUACAACCCCGAGGUGCCCACGUCGCAGAAGCGAGAGAUCGGAGCCGCGCUGUACAUCGGCUGGGCGGCCACGGCUCUCCUGCUGAUCGGCGGGACUCUGCUCUGUUGCUCGUGUCCUCCGCCGGGGAGCUCUUCCUACUCGGUCAAAUACGCCCCUACAAAAAGAGCCACGCAGAACGGCGACUACGACAAGGGCAAUUACGUUUAGCUGCCCCCCAUCUCGCCCCGUGAAGGGCAGCUGUUGUGUUUUUAGCCAGCGGCACCUGUCGGUCUCUGGGCUGAUCGAAGACCUCACAUCGACUGCCAGCAGAGCCCCACUCUGGAAAUCACGCUUUUGCACAUGUGAUCCGACCAGUCCGAACUGGAAUCGGGACGAUUCGCUUUUUUUCCCCCCCAUCGACUUGUCAUGGAUCGCAAAUAAACGAAUCGGUGUGACCGAAUUUGUUUCGACAUAUCCAAGGAAACCGAGAGGAGGACACGACCAGUCGAACGCAUUUCUUCUAGGUACCCGGGUUCAGCCGCAGGCUCGACUGCGGAGCUUCUGUUAUGAAUUUGAAAGUAUAUAUUUUCUUUAGAUUUUAGUCGUAGCUCGUCGAUUUUCCUAAACCGUUGUACACCUUGUAACUCGGGAUUUGAUAGCCCUUGUGCAUUUGUAUCUGUAAAUGUUAUAUGAAAAGUGUAUUUCUGAAUAUUCUGUAACUGAACUGAACGUGAAGUGUGUGUUCCUGGAAGCGUGUUACUGUUGAUAAGAGGGGCUCACUGCCUUAAUACCGCUGUCCCCCAAAGACAUUUUUCCGUCAUUAUGUUUCACUGAAACUAAAUCCAGCAACUUCAAGUUGGGAACUUGAGAACAGUUAGUCGCUCAAGCGAAAUUCUAUGUCAUACAAAGCUGCCAGUUAAGGUCUGAAACUCAUAUUCAUUCCUCAGGUGCAUCAGUAACAGAGGGACGCGGCUGAUGUUUUUAGAAACAGCAGCGAGCUCAUAGCUUUGUCUCGCUCGUCCCUGGCUGCUUGUUCGUUGUUUUGGCUGCCUCCGAGCAGAAAUACUCUGUUUAAAGACAGAAAAACUAAACCACGUAACUCUCCUGUACAGCCAGUCCGGCUUUGUGUCGUGCGCAACUGUGUAACGUUUUUUUUUCAACCGCCUUUUCAUCUGAAAGCAUUUAUUUUUGUAUUUAAGAAAUGGUAAAAAGAAAUGCAUGUUUGAUCAAUUCAAGUGUGACGUGUAAAACAAAAAAAGUACAGAGAAAUAAACUGCUCUCAUGCUUGAGA
This is a messenger RNA of Lepisosteus oculatus (spotted gar), 2205 nucleotides long. RefSeq names its product claudin 5a (gene cldn5a). Gene Ontology annotation, molecular function: structural molecule activity. Gene Ontology annotation, biological process: cell adhesion; bicellular tight junction assembly. Gene Ontology annotation, cellular component: bicellular tight junction; plasma membrane. The record is from RefSeq and is a predicted model, not a curated record. NCBI's taxonomy places the organism in Eukaryota, Metazoa, Chordata, Actinopteri, Semionotiformes, Lepisosteidae.